GGCCAUCACUCAGUCCCCGAACACCAUGACUGAGGACAUUUAUACCAAUGGCUCAGCAACUCUGGGCAGCCCCUCCCACAGCAAUGGCCGUGAGGUGCGGAAGAUACGCCUUGUCCAGUUCGAGAAGGUCACAGAGGAGCCCAUGGGAAUCACACUGAAGCUCAACGACAAGCAGAGCUGCAUGGUGGCCAGGAUCUUCCACGGGGGCAUGAUUCACAGACAAGGCUCCCUUCAUGUGGGUGAUGAAAUCAUAGAAAUCAAUGGGCAGAGUGUGAGCAACCACUCAGUUGACCAGCUGCAGAAGAUGCUGAAAGAAACCAAGGGGAUGGUCUCAAUAAAAGUAAUUCCCAACCAACAAAGCCGCCUCCCUGCUCUCCAGAUGUUCAUGAGGGCACAGUUUGACUACGACCCCAAAAAAGACAACCUGAUCCCCUGCAAGGAAGCAGGGCUGAAGUUUCAGACCGGCGACGUGAUUCAAAUCAUAAACAAGGACGACAGCAACUGGUGGCAGGGCCGGGUGGAGGGCUCCUGCACUGAGUCCGCGGGACUCAUCCCUUCUCCGGAGCUGCAGGAGUGGCGUGUGGCGAGCGUCACCCAGUCCAGUCAGAGCGAAUCCCCGAGCUGUAGCCCCUUUGGGAAGAAGAAGAAGUGCAAAGAUAAAUACCUGGCCAAGCACAGCUCAAUUUUUGAUCAGCUGGAUGUGGUUUCAUAUGAGGAGGUGGUGAGGCUGCCUGCCUUCAAGAGGAAGACUCUGGUGCUCAUCGGGGCCAGCGGCGUGGGCCGUAGCCACAUCAAGAAUGCUCUGCUCAGCAACAACCCGGAGAAGUUCAUGUACCCACCCCCAUACACCACACGCCCCCAGAAGAAGAAUGAGGUGGAUGGGAAGGACUACUACUUUGUCUCCACCGAGGAAAUGACCCGGGACAUCUCAGCCAAUGAGUUCCUGGAGUUUGGAAGCUACCAGGGAAACAUGUUUGGCACCAAGUUUGAAACAGUGCACAAGAUCCACCAGCAGGACAAAGUCGCUAUUUUGGACAUUGAGCCCCAGACCCUGAAGAUCGUCCGCACGGCCGAGCUCUCCCCGUUCAUAGUCUUCAUUGCCCCAACAGACAAGGCAGAGCAGUCAGAGGCUUUGCAGCAGCUCCGGAAGGAUUCAGAGAGUAUCCGGAGCCGAUAUGCACACUACUUUGACCUCUCACUGGUCAACAACGGGGUGGAAGAAAGCCUCCAGCUGCUGCAGGAGGCCUUUGAGCAGGCCUGCAGCUCUCCACAGUGGGUGCCUGUCUCCUGGGUCUACUGAGGGGGCAUCUGAGCCCAGCUGCUUCCCAUCAACCAUCCUGCAGCCAUGGGGAGAAACCUACUCCUCAGCUUCCCCUGAUCCACACACAGCCCAGCACAACUCCCUUCCUCUGCUGCUCCACGGACAUGGUCUCAAUUGGUUGACACACACACACACGCAGGGUCUCUGGAUGUCCUCUCCCAGGGGAACACAGGACAGGGGCUGCCCAGGGGACAGCUGCCUCCCGGGGCACUGCAAUGCAGUGAGAAGUUAGUGGCUACAGCAGAGCCCAGGACAUUCUGUUAGUUCAGAGCACAACUCCCCGCCUCACAGGGCAAGGAAAAGCACAGUCCUGCUGUAGCACCUGGCCGAUCUUCUCAGCAUCAGUCCCAAGGGAAGUGGUAGAGCAGGGGCUUUCCAGGCAGAUGUCCCCUGCCAUCGCAGGAGUGCACACUGCGCCACAAACACCUGAAAAGCCUGGCUGGUGUCUGCGAGGC
Messenger RNA from Nipponia nippon (crested ibis), 1776 nucleotides. NCBI's taxonomy places the organism in Eukaryota, Metazoa, Chordata, Aves, Pelecaniformes, Threskiornithidae. The record is from RefSeq and is a predicted model, not a curated record.